AUUGAACCCCAAUAACACCAAUUACAAAAGGGAACAAAAAUAAACAAAGAGACUAAAGAGGAAGAGGAAGAAAUAAUAAAAAAAAGAAUGACAUCAAAAUCCAUCCCCCGCCUCGUCCUCGACGGCAUGGGCAUCUUCUGCGCCUGCACCCUCGCCUGGGAGCACCUCUUCACCAUCCAGCUGAGCGAAGGCCCCUCGAUGUAUCCGACGUUCAGCCCGCGCGGCGACCACCUGCUCAUCUCGCGCGUGCACCAGCGCGGUCGCGACGUGCAGGUCGGCGACGUCGUGCGCUUCUACCACCCGACGUUUCUGGGCGUCCACGGCGCCAAACGCGUGCUGGGGAUGCCGGGGGAUUUUGUCUGUCGCGAUUUGCCGUUUAGUACGGGCGUUGGGGGGGAGGGGGAGAUGAUUCAGGUCCCGGAGGGUCAUGUCUACCUCGGUGGGGAUAAUCUUCCUUGGUCGAGGGAUUCGCGAAACUAUGGCCCUAUUCCCAUGGGAUUGAUCAAUGGGAAGAUCAUCGCGAGGGUGUGGCCUCCGUCCAAGAUGCAGUGGGUGCAGAAUACGAUGCAACCGGCUCAGGACGAUUGAUUUUGCUACUUUCUUUUCCUUUUGCUGUCGACUCGGUAAUCUACGGUGUACUAUCCAGAAGCGUGGAGUUGGGAGUUGUGGCUUUUUUUCUUUUUUGUGCAUAUUUAUACAUCCCAUUGUACAGUACAUGAUAAAUCUAAAAUGAUCCAAACU
Aspergillus campestris IBT 28561 is the source of this 741-nucleotide messenger RNA. Its product is annotated as putative mitochondrial inner membrane protease subunit 1. Gene Ontology annotation, cellular component: membrane; mitochondrial inner membrane peptidase complex. The record is from RefSeq and is a predicted model, not a curated record. Bases 88 to 588 code for a protein of 166 amino acids. The transcript is spliced from 2 exons. NCBI's taxonomy places the organism in Eukaryota, Fungi, Ascomycota, Eurotiomycetes, Eurotiales, Aspergillaceae. Gene Ontology annotation, molecular function: serine-type endopeptidase activity.